Drosophila busckii is the source of this 1069-nucleotide messenger RNA. RefSeq names its product protein hugin (gene Hug). NCBI's taxonomy places the organism in Eukaryota, Metazoa, Arthropoda, Insecta, Diptera, Drosophilidae. The transcript has 3 exons. The record is from RefSeq and is a predicted model, not a curated record. Bases 135 to 707 code for a protein of 190 amino acids.
UGACAUUAAUGCGUAACGCAAUACAAGCUUAACCCAUUGACCAGUGUCCUUUUAGUGCUCAGUCAGUCAGUGCUCGGUGCUCAGUGCUCGCUCGUAAAAAAGUAACGCUCGACUUGUGCUUAGUACCUACAGUUAUGUGCAGAUUGAGUUAUUGUACGCUGCUGCUAAUCGCAGCUUGCUUUUAUCUAAUCUACUGCAGUCAGGCCAAGUCCUUGCAGGGCAACAGCAACAGCAAACUGGAUUUGCCAAAUCGCAUCAACGCUGGCAGCGCUGCCAACGGCGGCAGUCACAGCGGCAGAGCAGCAUCAGCGGCUGCGGAAGCACGACACAAGCGCGCCAUGGGCGAUUACAUGAAGCUGAACGACAUCAUUGACGAGCUGGAGGAGAACAGUUUGGUGCAGAAAGCUAGUGCGACGCUGCCGAACGCACAGCAGCAGGAAUUUGACCUGGAUAAUAUACCACCAUUGGCCUACUACCUGCUGUUGCAGAAACUUCGACAAUUGCAGAGCAGCGGGGAGCCGUCGUAUCGCGUGCGCACGCCACGUCUUGGACGCAGCAUUGACUUGCAGCCGUAUCUGGAGGAUAGGGAGGGCAGCGAGGAGUCGCAAGCAGCGGGUGGGCAGUUUAUGGCGCGUUUGACGAAAAAAUCGGUGCCGUUCAAGCCGCGCCUGGGCAAACGUGCUCAAGUGUGCGGCGGUGGGGAUUAAAUCAUGUCAACGCCAGGAACGAACAGGCAAAGGCACAAAGCACACGGCACAUGGCAGCGGCAGCGGCAGCGGCAACGUCAAGGACAAGCCCUUCGAACAAGGCUGAGGCCAGUGCCAGCGUUUUGGCUCUAUGCCAAGUUCACUUGCACCAACCCCACUAACACUAGCACUAACCCCCACCCCCAACCCUUACCAACGUUAAAGUAUGUACAAUAUAUUGAAUAUAAUCUACUAACUAUUCGUAUUAUUCACAGCUUAAUAAAAAUCUGUGUAGCCUAACUAGACACCAAGUGUUAAGAGAAAUUCAUUAUGCUAUAACGCUAUAAAUACAAUUGUUUAAAUAAAUUGCAGACCCCUUUGAC